This is a messenger RNA of Centropristis striata (black sea bass), 2279 nucleotides long. RefSeq lists its product as uncharacterized. The transcript has 8 exons. The coding region runs from base 226 to 1737 and encodes 503 amino acids. The record is from RefSeq and is a predicted model, not a curated record. NCBI's taxonomy places the organism in Eukaryota, Metazoa, Chordata, Actinopteri, Perciformes, Serranidae.
CACACAAGCGCUCAGGCUGUGCCGUCGGCGAGGACAUGCAGGUAUCAUGACCCUGCUCCAGGACAACCUCAAAACCAAUCCCCUGACAACAAACACCUCUUCCACAGCUGAAUUUUAAGGCAGCCUUUUCAAAAACAUGACGAGGAAUCUCUGAGGAAGUUUUUCUUCUGUUUUUAAUCUUACCACAAUUGAAUCAUCCUCAAACUCAGGGAUUGUUACAGAAACAUGAGUGUGAAGAGGAAAAAGACCGGGCUGAUCAUCAGCUGGCAGAAGUCGUUUUCCAUCCUGCCUCCUUGGAGGAAAGGGAAAGGAGACAAAGAUGCAGUAGUGAACACUGAGGUUGUCCUCACCAAAAUGAAGCUCUUCAGCAAUUUCCAUGAGAGGCUUCUGAUGGCUGACGACUCUACAUCAACCACCUCCACAGUGUCGGUUUCAGAACGGGUGAUUUCCAGUCUUGAUGACAAGAGACAGCCUCGGGUGGAGUGUGACUCUAACUACCUGUCUGCCGUUUUCCCAGACUCUGAGCUGCAGAGGUUGUACAAGUUUGAGUCAGAGGACUCUGGAGUGGAGCUGCCCAGUGGAGCUAACUCUCCGUCCACCCCUACAAGCUCUGAGCAGAGCUUCAUGGUCCACAGUCGGGAAUCUUCCUGCAACUCCUGCAACCUAAACUCUGACUCUACCACUCUGCCUGUUAAACUAGCCAGAUAUGCACAGAGCUCUGAGAUUAAAAAGGCAGCGGACUCGAUGGAUAAUAGUCUGAGUAGAGCAGUGGAUACUCAGGAUAAUGUGUUCAUACACUCAGAGGAACUCAGUCCAGCGGUGCAGCUGUUGCACAUAGGUGAGGACGUGGAUGGAGAGCAGUGUAGGGCUUCAGGGAUCAGCCCUGAAGGAGACGAGGAGAAGUGUGGACAGCUCGAGGAGAAUAGUGCUGUGACUGAAAGGACCUGCUUAGAGCCUGGGAGGCAAGGGACCUGUGAUGACAUGACGGGCAGAGAGCCUGUAAGGAGGAGGGGCACCAGUGACAGCCUGGAGGAGUACAUGGACCAAUGUUGCAGACUUAGUGAGCUACAGCACACCAGUUCCAGCCCCCGGGGUUCAGGCCUGGGCUACCUGGAGCACAUCUGCCAACUCAUGGAGAAGAUCAGCCAGCUCCAGGAGACCAACCUUCAGCUGCAAAGGCAGAUCUGCAGCCUGCAGAAGGACGGCAGGGUGACCAAGACCAGAGUGGAUUUUUUCCGGCAGCACUGCAGCUGUGGUACAGCUAGCCUGGGUUUCCAGGAGAUUCAACAAAGACACUCCAGAGAUGAGGUUUUGUCACCCAGUGGAACACUUUCUGACCUGUCCACCAUCCACGAGGUCGCCCGACAUCCACUCAUAUCAACCAGGACAGACCUGAGCAGUGAAGGUGUGAUACCCAUCCCACUGUGGAAGAGAGGCUUGAACCGAAGGAGUAACAUUGAGGGGGAGGUCAGCUUCCUCGGGGGCAGCACAGAAAAACUCUCCAUCCCCCAGCGCAGACUGAGUGAAAACUAUACAUGGGACAGAGUCAAAGACCUUGUGAGGAAAACUAAGUGGAGAAACCAAAGCAGGCUGGGACUGACCUCCACCUCACUGAAGAUGUCCUGCCCACAACUCUACAUGUCUGAUCUGGAAUCAGAAGAACCUGCUGGCAGAAACAGGAACUCCAUGGUUGCCUUGGGCCACCAGAGCAAACUGGACUUACCUUGGCUAGAAUAGGCAUACAGGUCCAGUUUGUUUCACAUGGGGAAGAGGAGGACACCAAAAAAUGACCAAGAGAUGAUUCAAGACAUGAAAAGAAACUAUGAAAAAGAAGAAAGGAGAAAAUGAAGAAGAAAAAACUGAUGUGAUUAAAGGAUUCCUGUAUGAGAUGCUGUUGCUGCAAGUAAUGGACAAAGAGUGUUUAUGAGUACUGUACAUUGAUUGCAGUGUACAUGAAAAGUAUAAAGGACGUUCUCAUGAAAUUAAAUCGAGGUAACUAAACAGUAUGUGUAAAAUUAUCUACACUGUGACAUAAUUUAACGAGAUUAUAUUCUGUUUGUAUUAUUUAUUCUUCUAUAGGUUUCCAUUUGGAUGCUGCAAAAUUUGUAACAAUCCAACUAAUGUGAAACAUACACAUAUUUCAUAACUUUCCAUUUUAUAUUACGUUGCAGAUUUGUUCCAGCAAAUAACUGCUUGAUAUAGUGUGCGUGUGAUGUUGCAUAACCAGAGUGCAUGCAGAGAUAAUGUGAAUAAAGAAUGCAAGAGAAAGACCCUCCAAA